AAAAGUUAAAUAAUUAUUCAUCAUGUACAGGAAAGCUUUUAGUUUAUAUGAUAUAUUUGUGACGAUCUUGUCAUUUGUUUCAUAUAUUUUGGACGUUCUUUCAGAUAUUGCUGUGAUCGUGCUGUUUUUCCUGGAUGGCAGUGCUGUGUGGGGAGCUGUAUCCUUGGCUCUGGUUGCCCUGUCAACGUUUGCCAUGCAGAUUUUCAGUUUCUGUUGGCAUGUUACUGAUGGUACCAUGACAAUGAAGACCUUCCUCCUUCAUGCAUUCUUCUUGGCUCCUUUACACAGAUAUUGGAGAGUUUUGAAGCUUGGAAUAAAGUCCAGAAGAACAGGGAGUCAAGAGGAUAUUGAAGCUGUGUACAGUGCUAACAAUGAUGUCUGCUUACUUCGUCUGUUUGAGUCCUUCCUAGAAUCAGCACCACAACUUAUACUUCAGCUCUACAUCAUUAUUUCAUUCCAGCAUUUUGAUUGGAUAAUUGGAAUGUCCACUUUCUUUUCCCUGACGUCUAUUGCUUGGUCUGUGUCAGCCUACAUGGAUGGUCUACGCCUGGCCUAUCAGUCUGACUACAAGAGAAGUGGAUUUACCAUGCUUGUUCUAACUCUGUGGCAGAUCACCAUGAUCAGUGGCAGAGUGUUAGCCAUUGUUGUGUUUGCUUCACAUUUUAAAGAAUGGAUAGUUUUGGUUUUAGGUAUACACUGGCUGGUGAUGACUGCCUGGAUAACGCUACAGAAUGCUGACUUUGGAGACACGGCAUGUGAGAAGCGAAUCUUUAAUGCCGUGUCUGGCUUCAUAUACAUUUUCUGCUUUCUGAACCUGAAAGAUGGCCCCUCUCGUAAAAGACAAACCAUUUACUACAUUGUUACAUUGAUGGAAAAUUCCGUCCUGAUUAUCCUAUGGUUCCUGUAUAAACCUAACACCUCUCCUGAUUGGUUGAGCAUUACCACACCCACUGUCAUUUAUGGAGGAUUUGUCGUAGGUUCAGUUAUGAUGUUUAUGUAUUACCGUUGCUGUCACCCAUCCAUGCCAAAAGUGAAAAGAGAAAAAGAAGUGGAAACUAAUUGGUUCAAACGUAUAGCCACCAUGAAGCGCAGAGAGCAGGGGAAAACUUUAUUCAACACUCCAGAAUCGUCAUUUCGCAUAUCAGAAUGGCUGACUACAUCAGUUAACCUAAGUAGCUGUGACAGACAGAACAACAGUGUACAGAUGUCUUUAAAUUCCUCCAUACCUGACAUAGUUCCAGAGAAGACGUCUGCACAGUUUUUCAGUGGAGAAUCUCUUUCGACUUAUCACAGAGCCCCAAGCAUUGAGUCUUCCAUGCAGGAAUCAGAAGGUAACCUGACUAUAGAGUCUGGCCGAGUGUCAUAUAUUAGCUCAAGUAGCACAAAGCAGCUGAUAUCCUCAACAGCCAAAACAACAAAGUCACCCAGGUAUCAAGUCAAAGCAGAAGUCAACCAAACGUUUUCUCCUGAUCAGGUUUCUCCCAGUGGAUAUAUUAGUAAACAACAAGGUAGCCCACGAAGUGUACCAAGCUGUAACAAUUCUUACGUGAAAUCAAGUAUUGAAAAUUCCUCCAUUAAUUACAUUGAGGAAAAGCCUUCUCUCCAAAGUUUUCAUAGGGAGAGUAGUACAGAGAGAUUGAGGAGUGGGAAAGAGGGUGCGGGGGUGCCUGGCAGCGGAAAUUCCUCCUUUGAGUACAACAGGAAGAAAAUAUCAAUGUCGCCAUUAGACCCAGCAAAACUUUGGGAACUAUCACAGCAGAGAAUUACUCUAGAGAAUUCUAGAGCUUUACAAGAUUCCCAGCAACAUGGGAUUUCUCCAAGAUCAAGAGAAGGUAACUCAUUCUACAUGACCAGUCCUGAUGCACCCAGUGAUUCAGUGAUAAGUAGUAGAAGGAAUUCUUCUGCUAGAACUAGCCAUUACAGCACCACAUUUAGUGACUCUCAGUACAAUUCAGAAGUAUCUGGAGAGAGGGAUGGAGCCAAUUAUAGUGGAACAUCAAGAAGUCAGUGGACUUCACAAAGCCAGACUGGAUCAUGGGAUAAUGCAGAGCCAUCAGAGUUGUCCGAGUUCUUUGCUGAUAUUUCAUCUCUGCAUUUCCCAGCACCUGGUCACAGCAGAAGGUUCAUCUCCUCUUUGUCUGAAACUACUGAUCCACAAAAUUCAUCAUUUCCUUGGCCAAAUGACAAUGAUGUAUUUUAUGAUGAAGGUGAUAUUUCAGAAUUAGUUUACAAACAAAGAAUUAGGGAAGCACUACAUGGGAAAAGUUAUAUGUAUCAUAUUUGUGAAAUUUCUGAUGCCACUACUCCUAAAAGACUGUCCUAUAACAAACAGUCAAGCGGAAGUUCCCCUCCUUUUAUUAAUGUGACCCAAAGGUCCCAUUCAUUGGGCAGAAUUUCCUCUGAAAAGAGUACAGAUGACAGUGGAUACCAUUAUUCUGAGGAAGCAGAAACUAAUGUGAACCAAAGUGUCAACUCUUACAACAGAAGAGACUGUGUUCCAAAGACUGACUGCCAUAUCAAUUUAAACAGAGCAUUGAUGAUGAGUCACACAUCAAGUUCAUCAUCUCCAGUAGGCACAGAUUAUACAGGAGAUGGUACCUCCAUACGAAAGUCACUUUUACCAGGUUUAAGCUACCUAAUGAGUGAUUCAGAUACAAGUUACCUGAAGAAUUCUUUGAAUUCAUCAAGUCCUUUCAUGGAUGCUCCAUUGCAGCACAGCAUCACAGUAGAAAGCUGCAAAGAGAUCAAUGAUUCCAAUUCACAACAGAACAAUGUUUCCCCACUUCAAGUCAGUGUCAUUGAAACAUCUCCUCAUCGACUUGGAAGAAGUGUUGACCUAUUUAACUCUAGUAGACUUGAACUGAGUGACCUUGAAGGUCCUAAAGCUGUUAACUCUCAGUUUCCUGUUGUUCCUUCUAUGCUGCAAUUAGAAAAGCUACAGGUUCUGGAGCUGAAGGAAUCCCCAUACAAAUUUAGAGAAAGAUGCAGUGAUCAUGUCUCGAGCAGUGUUUCACUUGUCAAAGGAAAGGAUGACCUAAAUAUAACUGAUUUAAUGGAAUCUCCCUAUAAAUUUAGAUCCCAGGGCUAUGGGAAUACUACACAGAAUAAAACAGAUAGAAAGUUCUACACCAUUCCAGAAAAGAGAGAGAAAAAUCUGGAUAUUCCAUGCAGAACGAAAAGUAAAAUUGCACAUGAAGACAAAGAAAAUAGAAUCAUAGGUGAAAAUGAAUGCUACCUAGCCCCAGUUUCAAGAAACAGGAAUAAGAAAGGAAGAAAAGCUAGGACAACAUAUAAAAAAAAAUGCACCAAACCCAGAACUCGAGUCAGUGCCCUGAAGAACUCUUGUUAUGCUUACUCAGACACAGACUCGGAUGGAGAAGUGGCUUCAGACUUCAGCUGUAGAAGUCAGUAUGGGGGCACUAGUGACUGUGAUUUUGGAUUCUCCUCCUUUACAAGAGAAGGUCAGAAUUUCAGUGGAAAAGACACCAGAACAGCUCUGAGGUCUGUAGAAAACACCCCCAUCUUUUCUCCCAUAGUCACCCCAGACCAUGUGGACAGAGAGAGGGUGUGUAAUGCUAGUGGACCAAUCAUGAAGCCUGUUGUCAGUACACCUGUCACAAGGUCAACAGGGGAAAACAGAUUAUUAUUUAUAGAUGAGCCUUCAACAAUAGCCGUAUAAUCAGGCAAAAGAAAAAAAUUAGAUCAUUCCAAAUAGUUCUUUAGUCACAUCUAGAAUGCAUGCAACAAACUUACAUAUAUACCGGUAUGGUACAUGAAUAGUGAAAAGUUGUGCAGUGAUUAUAUUGUAAUGUACAAUGUCAUGUGGUGUAGGAAAUUCAUUAAGUAUGACCCCUCCCCUUCUUUUUAUCAUCUGUAAACUGUGCCAUAUUGGAAAUGUAAAAAUGUUAGAAAGUCAUAUUUGAUGUAAUUACAGUUGAACUUCAGUAUCUUGAACAUCAGUAUCUCAAAUACCAUGGAUAUGUUGAAGUCCCAAGCACUUUUUCUUUAAUUAUUUUACCCUCAAUAUCUUGAAUUUCUUGAUACCUCAAAGUUUUUCUCUCAGUCCCAUCUAGUUCCGGAUAAUGAAGUUUGACUGUAUAUCAUGACAAUAUUUAUAAACAAGUGUCAUUAGGUCAAAGUCAAAGAAGCUAGUUGAAGUGUACAAUUCUUGUCAGGACUGUGAAAUUGUGAUAUAUGUACAUGGAAUGCUGUGAAGAGGGAGGAAGUAUUGAGUCACUCUUUGGUAUCUGUCAUUUAUUUUGGGGAAACUUGGUAAUAUAUUAUAUUUUAUUCUAAUUGUAUACAUUAAUUUGAUUUGUAUACCAAGUGUAAAUUGUGAUCAGUAAUUAAGUCAAAUGCAAAAGUUACCAUAUAAAAUGUUUACAUGUAAAUCUGAGAUAUUUAUUAUAUUAGAUCAUUCAAAUUCUUGUAUUGGAGGUUUUUUAGUGCCAUAGGCCCUGAAUAUUGAGUUGAUGUACAGUGUACAUGUAUUUGUGAUGCACAAGUAACUUUAAAUUCUCAUAUUAAUUGCUAGAUGCAUAUCAGUGAAUAUCCUCAUAUUAAAUUGGCUUUUUGUACAUAUUCUAUGAUUGUGCUUGAAAUAAUUAGGCUUUUGUAGGAUGUUUUAAUCUAGGCAGUCUAACACAGUGUUUAGCAAACUGCAAUACUUUAGUUUAGUUUUAGGACUGCUUAUUAAUUUGAUAACAUUGUCAGUUUUUAGUAGAAAAAAUGUACAAAUCUUG
Saccostrea echinata is the source of this 4742-nucleotide messenger RNA. RefSeq lists its product as uncharacterized. Gene Ontology annotation, biological process: engulfment of apoptotic cell; phosphatidylserine exposure on apoptotic cell surface; apoptotic process involved in development. The transcript has 7 exons. Lineage: Eukaryota; Metazoa; Mollusca; Bivalvia; Ostreida; Ostreidae. The coding region runs from base 23 to 3679 and encodes 1218 amino acids. Gene Ontology annotation, cellular component: plasma membrane. The record is from RefSeq and is a predicted model, not a curated record.